AUGAUUGCUGAAAAAUGGCUGUCCCUCAACAACCACAUUAUAAACAUUCACACCAAACAGGGCAGAGUGUUCGAGAAAUGUGCCCAUGGUCGGCUGCCUGCAGCUCAGAACCGCAAGAAAAAAUGGCUCAAAGCAGAUUCAGUGCCAGCACUAAAGCUGAAAAAAGUUGUCAGCCAGAUAGCUUUUGUCAGAGAUGUCAAGAAGAUGUCACCUUCACAGCAAACCUACGGGGUGGAAGUAUACCACAGUAUAGUCAACCAGUUUGCCCCAAAGAUGUAUGCAUACUUGUACACUGGCAUGUAUUGCAGGUUGAUCCUAGCAGCACUGCACUACAAUGAGAACUCUGGCAGGAAGCAUGCCAAAACCAGUACAGGACAACUCCAAUACACUGUGAAAUUCCCCAAAGCAAAGAAAGGUGGUCAUGUAGUUAGACGUGUGAAUACAGCAGCUACAUAUGAGUAUGUUACCGAACUCUUGACCGAGACUCUACGCUUGUGCGAAAACAAUGUCGAUGAGGAAGCUUUCGAUGUCCCAGAUCCACUCAGCAGUCGGUGGGAAAAACCAGACAAGAGAGAGGCUGUUGUGCUGUUUAGAAGCAGAUUUAAUCACUGAACUGACAAUCAGUUUUGUUAUUGACUCUAAUCAAGUGCUGGAUACUUGAACGACGUGUAUAUGUCAGAUGGAAACGUCGCCUGGAUCUUUUUAAUGGUACAUGAUGGCAGUGGGAUUCUGUGGUUCUUACC
Molecule: messenger RNA, 743 nt
Organism: Gymnodraco acuticeps
Lineage: Eukaryota; Metazoa; Chordata; Actinopteri; Perciformes; Bathydraconidae
Exons: 4
Coding region: 1-612 (203 amino acids)
Source: RefSeq, a predicted model, not a curated record